This is a messenger RNA of Plasmodium relictum, 4302 nucleotides long. It is a transcript of the gene SPP, whose product is annotated as stromal-processing peptidase, putative. Gene Ontology annotation, molecular function: porphobilinogen synthase activity; zinc ion binding. The record is from RefSeq and is a predicted model, not a curated record. Bases 1 to 4302 code for a protein of 1433 amino acids. Gene Ontology annotation, biological process: heme biosynthetic process. Gene Ontology annotation, cellular component: cytosol. NCBI's taxonomy places the organism in Eukaryota, Apicomplexa, Aconoidasida, Haemosporida, Plasmodiidae. The transcript is spliced from 5 exons.
AUGAUAGUAAUUAAUAGCUUAGUUUUAAUUUUUAUUUGCGUACUUAAUUUGGUUUGCUGUCUUAAUCGUAAUAUUAGGAAAAAUGCAUAUAUUUUAUAUUCACCCAAAUUUGUAAAUUCCUCUACUAAAUCAUCUUCUAGAAGAUGGAGUAACCCAUUGAAUAAUAAUAUGAAUGAAUUACAUGAAGAUGAAGAUCUAAUAAAAUUUAAAUUACCAAACAGCUUAAGUAGUAUAAUAUACAAAAAAAGAAAAAAUAUAAAUAAAAAGAAAUUUAUUCUAAAUAAUGAAAGCCAUGUAAUAUUACCUUCACAUAAAAUAUCUGAUGAGUAUAAAAAUUGCGUUAAUCCUAUUGAUUAUAAUUAUGAAGAACUUCAUGUAUAUAUGGAAGUAAAUACAGGAAGUGUGAAUGAAAAAAAAAACCAGCAAGGAAUAAGUCAUUUAUGUGAGCAUGUUUCUUAUAUGGGAUCACAAAAUAGAAAAAAUAUUAUUGAUAAAAAUAUUAGAACAAAUGCCUAUACUGAUUUUCAUCAUAUUGUUUUUUAUAUAAGUAUAAGUCUAAAUAAUGAAAUUUAUAGGGAAAAUUCCUUUUCUAAUUUUAAUUAUGAUAAUUUUAUAAAAAAUAUAAAAGAAGAAGAAAUUGACAAUUAUGAUAUUUAUAAUGUUGAUGAAUUUAACUAUAAACAUUCUAUUUUAUCCCAGUGUAUUGAUACAAUGGUGGAAGUUUUAAAAGGAAAAACACAGUUUAAUAAAGAAAGAAUAAAAAAAGAAAAAAAAGCUAUUUUUUCUGAAUAUAGCAUUAUUAAUACUGUAGAGUAUAAAAUGAAUUCAGAUAUUAUUAAAACCUUACAUAAAGAAAAUAGACUUAGUCAUAGGUUACCAAUAGGAAAAUUAGAAUUAUUAAAAAGAUAUGAAGAAAAAGAUAUAAAAGAAUAUUUUGAUUUAUUUUUUAGAACUGAAAACGUAAAUUUAUUUGUAUAUGGAGAUGUAAAUGUUGAUAUUACACAAAAAUUAAUAAAAGAAAAAUUUGAAAAUAUAAAAAAUAAAAUUUUAACAGAUGAAGAUAUAAAAUAUUUAAAUAUAUUAAAUAAUAAUACAUUGAGAUUAAAAAAUAAAAACUUUCCAGCAGUUGUUCAUAAUUUUGAUAAUAACACAUUAAAAAAUUAUUCGAAAUGUGAUUUACCUAAAACAAAUAAUAUAUCUGUUAAUACUUAUAAUGAUAAUAUAAAAGACGAUAACUUUAAUAUGCAUAAAGAUUAUAAAGAUGAUAAUAUUAUUGACAGUGAGAAGUUAAAAGAGUUAAAAAAAAAUGAAAAUGAAAUUAUUAGUGAAUUAAAAUUUAGAUCCUAUUUAAAGAAUAAAUAUAAAGUGAAUAUAGAAGAAGAAAAAUUACUAAAUAAAUCAGAACUAAAAAACAUUAUUACAGAUUUUGAAAUAAUUAGAUAUUCAUUAAGCAAUGUUAAUAUAAACAUUUUAUUAAAAGAAGAAAUUAAAAGUAUAAGAACUUUUGAAGAUUUUAAAAUAUCUCUGAUAAAAGAAAUAAUUUUUUAUUGUUUAUCUUUUCGAUUUAAUAUACACAGAAAUGACCUAUUUAAUAGCAUAGAUAUCAAUGAGUAUACCAAUAUAAAUGAAGGAGCAACCAUAAGAACUAUUGAAAUAAAAACAACAACAAAAUCGUUUGAAAGAACAAUAAAUAUGUUUUAUAGAUUUAUAAAAAGUUUACUGCUAUACGGUUUUAGCGAAGAUGAGUUACUAAAUUAUAAAAUGAAUGAAAUUGAUUAUGAUGAAGAAGAAGAAAAUAAACAGUAUGCAUCAAAAAAUAUGAAGUUGAUACACCCAGAACAAUGUGACGAAGAAUAUAUUUUAGAUACAAAAAUAAAUGAAACAUAUACUGAUGAAAUUCAAAAAAUAAUAGAUUAUAACUCAUGUAAUCAUGUAUAUAUGAAUGAAAAGAGAGAAAAAAAAUUGAAAAAGGAAAUUUUUGAUCAUUUAAAGAUAGAUGAAAUUAACUCUUUUGCUAAAUAUUAUUUCCAAUAUUUAUUUAAUAUAUUCAACGAAGAUACCAAUUUUAAACCACAUUGUGUUGUUAUUCAUGUUCCUUACAAUGAUUACAAUGAAUUUGAUAAAAAUAAAAUUAAAAAAUUAUUUUUUGAUAAUAUUUACUCGAAAGAAGUAGUACCAAAUUUUUCAAUAAAUAUUCAAAAAAAACUGUUAUCUUCCAAAUAUAUAUAUGAAAAUAUCACUAAAAAUGUGCAUUUCGCAAAAUAUUUGGAACCAAAACCCAGUAGUAAAAUAGAUAUAUUUCAUUACAUUGUAAAAAAGAUUAAUCAAAUAAAAAAAGAUAAUAUUCCUAUAUAUAGUGUAUAUAAUUUAAGUACCAUUCCUAAUUUUGAUAUAUUUAAAAAAUUUUAUGAUGUCAGAAUUGAUGAAGUAAAUUAUAAUGAAGUAGAAGAAAAAAAAGAAAAAGAAAAAAAUAAUGAAUUUAUCAAAAUAGAAAAUAAUCAAGAUGAAAAUUAUAAUCAAGAUUUAAGAGAAUUAAGAAAUAAAUUAAAUGAUGAUAUAUUGCUAGAUGUUGAUAGCAAAAUUCUGAAUGAUAAAGUAAAUGUGUUAAAUUUAAAAAGUUAUAUAUUAUCAAAAAAAAAUCAAAAAGAGGUAGAAAAUUAUGAAUUAAUAAAUGGUGUAAAAAUAAAUUUAUAUAAAACCAAAAUAGAUAAAAAAAAUGUAUAUUUAAGACUAAUAAUCCCUCAUAAUAAGAUUUUAAAAAAGAAAAAGCAAAAUGUUUUUGUUUUAUUAUUUUCUAUUAUAUGCUUAUUUGAGGGAGGUGAAAUAGAAAAUGUUAGCAGAGAAAAUGUAGAAAUACAUUGUAGUAAUAAAAACAUAAAUAUAUAUAUUGAUGUAAAUGACGAAUAUUUUUUUAUUGAUAUAUAUACUUAUAAUAAGUAUGAAAAUAUCAAUUCAGCUUUUUCUAUAAUAAAUAAUAUUCUGUUACAAACAAAAAUAGAAAAUUCAUCUUUACAGAGAGUUAUUGAUAAAUUAAAAAAGGAUUUUUUUGAAUAUAAAAAUAACCUCCAAUCAUUUUUGAUAGGACAAACAAUUUCCUAUUUAUCUGAUGGUGCUAUUGGUUAUCAGAAUUUUGAUUUAGAUUCUAUAGAAAAUAUAAGUUUAGAAAUUGUUCAGAAAGAAUUAUCGAAUUUAUUUAGUGAUUUAUCAUUAUUUGAAAUAACUAUUGUUGGAAACAUUUCAAAUUUUAUACACUAUUAUAUUUUACAUUUUCUAGGAACAAUAAAAAAAAAAAAAGUAGAAAAAAAAAAUAACUUAUCUCAUAUUGAUGAUGAAGAAAUAUAUUCUUUAAAAAAUAUUAAUAAAAAUAAUAAAACAAAAGAUUACAUAAUGAAUAAUAAUUUAUUAUCAAAUAUUAGAGAUAAAGAAAUAGAACUAUUAAACGAAUAUAAUUUAUUGUGUCCUGUUAAAAAUUUUGAUAAAAAAUCCAAGGAAAUAACGUAUGUUUACUUAAAUGAAAAAGAAGAACAUGGUGUGUUUUUAUUAGUAGGAAAAAGUGCAAAUAGCUACGGAUUUUUAAGUAAUGGUAUUCACAUAUCUCUUUAUUUAUUAAACUUUUUAAAAAAACUAAUAUUAUCAUCAAAUGAUUCAGAGAAAAAAGGAAAUAUAUUUCAAGAAGAAUUAGAAAAAAUAAAAAGUCAUACAAAUUUAAACGAAUAUAAAGAAGAAAAUUUUAAAGAUUUAAUAAAAAAAAAAAAAAAAUUAUACACAAAUCCAUUAUUUUUUAGCAUAGUAUCUUAUGUUAUUCAAUAUAUAUUAAAUAGUAAACUUUUUCAUUAUUUAAGAGAAAAAAAGGAACUUACAUAUGAUUCAUCUUUUGAAUUUUUAAAUUAUGAAAAAUACUUCACCGGGUUUUUUACAUUAAUAGUUCAAACUAAUCCAAAAGAUUUAGAGCUAAUAAAAAAAGAAGUGUUAUAUUGUUUCGAAGACUUUACAAGAAAUUAUUCCAAUUACUCAAAUUAUUUAAUAGAAAAUGCUAAGUUGUCUUACUUAAAUAAAAAAAAUAAGGAUUUGAAAUAUUUUGCUGAUAAAUUAAGUGGGAUGCAAUUAACACAUUUUCCUUUAAAAUAUAAAAAUAAAUAUUUAUUAAAAGAUAAUUUAGUAUUAAAUAAAAUUGAAAAAAUAGAUGUUCUUUUAGUUUUAUUUCUUUUAUUUAAUCAAACGAACAAUUAUCAUAUUUCUUACGGUAUUUCAGCACCAGAAGAUAUAUGGAGAAAUAAAUAUAAGAACAUAAAUAAUCUUUAA